Messenger RNA from Zootoca vivipara (common lizard), 1872 nucleotides. RefSeq names its product centrosomal protein 20 (gene CEP20). The record is from RefSeq and is a predicted model, not a curated record. Gene Ontology annotation, biological process: cilium assembly; microtubule anchoring. Lineage: Eukaryota; Metazoa; Chordata; Lepidosauria; Squamata; Lacertidae. Gene Ontology annotation, cellular component: centrosome; motile cilium; ciliary basal body. Gene Ontology annotation, molecular function: protein binding.
CCUCCGGUUGCCCCUUCCAAGAUGGCGACCAUAACAGAGUUGAAAGCAGUUUUAACAGACACGCUGGAGAAGAGAGGUACGCUGGGACAGAUCAAAGCAAGGAUCAGAGCUGAAGUUUUCAACGCGCUGGAUGACCAAAGCGAGCCACGGCCAUCGUUGUCCCAUGAGAACCUUUUAAUCAACGAACUGAUCCGUGAAUACUUGGAGUUCAACAAAUACAAAUAUGCUUCAUCUGUUCUAACAGCAGAAUCUGGCCAACCUGAAGUUCCAUUGGACAGAGAAUUUCUUGUUAAUGAACUAAAUAUAGUUGAAGAUCCAAACAGCAGAUCAGUGCCACUUCUGUAUGGAAUUAUAAACCAGCUGUUACAUGGUAAUGAAGAAAAGGUCUGCAAUACAUUCCCCAGAGCACCUUUGUUACAGGUUUCAAACCAACCAACGAAAGGAGUCAAAUGGGGGCUGCUGCGGAGCCAGGAUGCAUAGCUGGCCCAAAGCUUGAAGAUAUGUUGAGUUCACGGGGCCUAAACAGAUGAAAUAAACCAUCACGUGUCCCUUCGUGCAGAGCAGGUGUUUAUUUGUUACUGUGCAAAGUUCUCAAGACUGAUUGGUAAAAUGGGUAAGGGCAAUUUUGUAGAUGUGGCAUUUCUAAUCAUCUUUGUGCUGUGGUUUCCUCUACAGUUCUAGUCCAAGGUAUAUUGUUGGUAAAAGGAGGGAUAUGUUAGUGUGGAAACAUAAGAAACUGUGACAGUUUUACAGCAUCAAUCUCUUGGUGGGUCAGAAUCCAUUUAUUUUCACGGUAUGAUAAAUGGUAAACAAAAGGGGGGAGGAGCAGGUUUGGCCUAUAGGUCUAAAAAUUAAAAGCGUCCAGUGUUUCAGCUCAGUGUCAUACUGAAUUCUAUUUUUGGUUCUUUGUACAUGAAUAAAAGAUAAUUUGCCUUAAACUUUGACUUGCGAGGGUGUCCGAUAAUUGAAUCCUUAUGUGGUGGAAACAGACUUUUCACAACGAUAGGGACUUUCCACAAUAAUUGAUGUUAACAAUUACAGGAAUGGGAUGUUAUUUUAGUAAAUGUUUCGGCCUUCCCUGCAAUCCUGAAGUGUUUUCCAGUGUUCAGCAAAGGACAGUGUUAAGCCUCAGCUAAGGAUAUUAUAUAGAUUUAGGACCAAGUUAUGGGUAUGGUGCAGAUGUAAUGCUGUUGAGCUUUUGUGCCCUGCCUUUCCUUCCUCUUCUCACAUGCCCUGAUUGACUAGAGACUUCCUGAUUUCCUAACCACAGUUUCCUGUGACAUCCAAACUAGGAAACUCUGGUUUAAGCACUGCCUACAAGCCAAGAUUGAAAUUUUGGGUGCAGUAGGACAAAAGACUUGUGCUCCUAGCUGCUUCUCCUCAUUGGAGCAGCACUGCAGUGUUAUGCUUGAGGGCAGGUUCCUCUCCCUGGUCUCUCAUUUGACAAAAUUAGCAAUCAGAAAUGAGGAUAAAAAUUAAGAACUGUAUGUAAAAUGGGAAGAAUACAGUGUUCAGCUAACAGCUCUCCUGAGCCACCCUUGGCUGAGCAAAUGCUGCGAUGUCAUGGAACACUCACAAACAUUCAGGCCUCUUUGGGAGGGAUUUGUCACUUCUUAGAAGGGAGUAAAAUGUAAGGUUGGGUUAGGAAAUGCCCUCAGACCGGGUGUAGAUUAAUUAUGGCUAACCAGAUAAAAUCCAAGCCAUAUAUAACAUUGCUUCUGUUCUAUUGUGAAUUACAGUAGCUGCAGCUGCCUAUGCUUUAGUGAAGUACUUAGCUUAGCUAUCUGAUCUAGCAUGCUGAUAGGAAUAAUUUUAAGAGACACAAGCAAAGGAAACCUGUAUCAGACUAGUUCUGGACAAGGGGAAGUUUUC